Molecule: messenger RNA, 5092 nt
Organism: Amphibalanus amphitrite
Lineage: Eukaryota; Metazoa; Arthropoda; Thecostraca; Balanomorpha; Balanidae
Product: E3 ubiquitin-protein ligase MIB1-like
Exons: 19
Coding region: 176-3343 (1055 amino acids)
Biological process (GO): protein ubiquitination
Cellular component (GO): cytoplasm
Molecular function (GO): protein binding; zinc ion binding; ubiquitin-protein transferase activity
Source: RefSeq, a predicted model, not a curated record
ACACGCGGAGAUAGGGGACGACAUGGGCCUGCCGGCCGCCGAUCGUUGACUCGUUGACAAGACACUAAUUUCCAUUCUGACAGCAGGGGAGGAUAGUUUGGGUCUGUAUUCGGCCUGAAAUUGAUUGCUUACAGCUGUGUGACCCGGCCGGCGGGUGCAGUUCUCGGGGCGGACCAUGGACGGCGUGUCGGCUCGAAACUCUGUGGUGCCCACCCGCACGGCGCGCAUCAUGAUGGAGGGCGUGGGCGCGCGCGUGAUGCGCGGCCCCGACUGGAAAUGGUGCAAACAGGACGGCGGCGAGGGCCACGUGGGCACCGUGCGUAACUUUGAGUCCUCUGAGGAGGUGGUAGUCGUCUGGGACAACGGCACGGCGGCCAACUACCGCUGCGCCGGCGCCUACGACCUGCGUGUCAUCGACAGCGCGCCCACCGGCACCAAGCACGAGGGUACUAUCUGUGAUACCUGCCGGCAGCAGCCCAUUUUCGGGAUCCGCUGGAAGUGCGCCGACUGCUCGAAUUACGACCUGUGCUCGGUGUGUUACCAUGCCGACAAGCACCAACUGCGUCAUCGCUUCUACCGGAUCGCAGCGCCCGGCUCAGAGAGAGUGCUGGUCGAGCCGCGUCGGAAGAGCAAGAAGACGUCCGUGCGGGGGAUCUUUCCGGGCGCUCGGGUGGUGCGCGGCGUCGACUGGCAGUGGGAGGACCAGGACGGCGGUAACGGGCGGCGGGGCAAGGUGACCGAGAUCCAGGACUGGUCGGCCGCCAGCCCGCGCUCCGCAGCCUACGUCAUCUGGGACAACGGCCAGAAGAACCUCUACCGGGUCGGCUUCGAGGGCAUGGCCGACCUGAAGGUGGUGAAUGACGCCAAGGGCGGCACCGUGUACCGGGACCACCUACCUCUGCUGGGGGAGCAGGGACCGGGCCGCAGCGCCGGACACGGGUGGAGCAUCGGCGACCAGGUGAACGUGGACCUGGACCUGGACAUCGUGCAGUCGCUGCAGUACGGCCACGGCGGCUGGACGGACGGCAUGUUCGAGUGUCUCGGCACGGCCGGCACCGUGGUCGGCAUCGACGAGGACCACGACAUAGUCGUCUCCUACCCCAGCGGAAACCGCUGGACGUUCAACCCGUGCGCGCUGAACAAGGUGUCGAGCGCCAGCAGCGGCGGCCCGGAGUCGGCCGGCAGCCAGUUCGCCGUCGGCGACCUGGUUCAGAUUCACAGUGACCUGGAGCGCAUCAAGGUGCUGCAGCGCGGCCACGGAGAGUGGGCCGAGGCCAUGCUGCCGACGCUGGGCAACAUCGGCCGUGUGCAGCAGAUCUACCACGACAACGACCUAAAGGUGGAGGUGUGCGGCACCUCGUGGACCUACAACCCGCUGGCCGUCACCAAGGUGGCCUCCGAGGGAUCGGUGGCGUCCUCAUCCAGCGGAGAGCGUCUGACGGCCAUGUUGAAGAAGCUGUUCGACUCUCAAGUGUCCGGCGACGUGAACGAGGAGCUGGUGAAGGCGGCCGCCAACGGCGACAUCCAGAAGUGUGAGGAGAUCCUGAAGCGUCCGGACGCGUCGCGGGACGGCGUGUUCGCCGGGCACACGGCGCUGCACGCGGCCAGCCAGAACGGCCACCAGGAGGUCAUCAAACUGCUGCUCAUGCACAAAGUCGACACCGAAAUCGAGGACAAGGACGGAGACCGGGCGGUGCACCAUGCCGCGCACGGCGACGAGCCGGCCGUCAUGGUGCAGCUGAUUCAGGCCGGUGCCGACCCGAACGCGCGCAACAAGCGCCGCCAGACGGCGCUGCACAUUGCCGUCAACAAGGGCCUCUACAACCUGGUGCAGACGCUGCUCGAGAACGGCUGCCACCCCAGCUUGCAGGACCAGGACGGCGACACGGCGCUGCACGACGCCAUCAGUAAGAAGCGGGACGACAUGGUGUCGCUGCUGCUGGAGCACAGCGCUGACAUCACCCUGGCCAACAACAACGGCUUCAACGCGCUGCACCACGCCGCGCUGCGCGGCAACCCCAGCGCGAUGCGCGUGCUGUUGUCGAAGCUGUCCCGGCCGUGGCUGGUGGACGAAAAGAAGGACGACGGCUACACGGCUCUGCACCUGGCCGCGCUCAACAGCCACGUCGAGGUGGCCGAGCUGCUCGUCAUCCAGGGCAAGGCCAACAUGGACCUGCAGAACGUCAACCUGCAGACGGCCCUGCACCUGGCCGUCGAGCGGCAGCACGUGCAGAUCGUGCGCCUGCUGGUGCGCGAGGGCUGCAACCUGAACGUGCAGGACAAGGACGGCGACACGCCGCUGCACGAGGCGCUGCGCCACCACACGCUCUCCCAGCUGCGGCAGUUGCAGGACAUGCCCGACGUCAGCGUCAGCAAGCUGGUGAUGGGACUGGGCAGCCAGGGCUCCGACAAAAAGUCGUCCGCCUCGAUCGCCUGCUUCCUGGCUGCCAACGGCGCCGACCUCACCAUCAAGAACAAGAAGGGACAGACGCCGCUCGACCUGUGCCCCGACCCCAACCUCAGCAAGGCGCUGGCCAAGUGCUACCGGGAGAAGUCCGUGGAGGCGACUGAGCGCGUCAUGACCUCGUCUCGGUCGAGCGGCGCGGCGAGCGGCGGCGACGCGGCCGGUGACGCGUCCACGGCCGCCGCCGCCGAGGAGUGUAUGGUCUGCUCGGACAACAAGCGCGACGUGCUGUUCCAGCCGUGUGGCCACGUGUGCACGUGCGCCAGCUGCGCCGACCGCGUCAAAAAGUGUCUGAUCUGCCGGCGCGAGGUGCUCAGCCACUCGGAGCUGGAGGACUGCAUCAUCUGCUCGGACAAGCGGGCCUCGGUGAUGUUCCGGCCGUGCCAGCACAUGGUGGCCUGCCACUCCUGCGCCACGCUCAUGAAGAAGUGCGUCAAGUGCCGCGCGCCCGUCGAGGCCCGCGUGCCGCUGGCCGUCUGCUGCGGCCUCGAGGGGCCGGACAGCGGCGGUGACCUGAGCGACUCGGACCUGGGCGCUACGGGCGGCGCUCCGAACAACCCGGCCAGCGCGGCGGCUGCGGCGGCGGCGGCCGCUGCCGCUGCUGCCAACGCGGCCGCCGCGGCAGCAGCCGGGCCCGGCCGGAUGGCCACCAACGCGGCGGGAGCCCAGCGGCCCAUGAACAACCACUCGGACGUCCAGAAGCUGCAGCAGCAGCUGCAGGACAUCAAGGAGCAGACAAUGUGCCCGGUGUGCCUGGACCGGCUGAAGAACAUGAUCUUCCUGUGCGGCCACGGCACGUGUCAGAUGUGCGGCGACCGGAUGCAGGAGUGCCCCAUCUGCCGCAAAACGGUCGAGAAACGCAUCCUGCUCUACUGCUGAGGGUCGCCGCCGGCUCGGUGUUAGGAAGCCGCGUGGGGCGCCCUCUGGCGGACACCGCACUCCACAGGGGGUCGAGACUCGGACUCAGGUGUGCUGUCCGCCCGCGACUGCUGUGUCCGCCCCUGAACCGUGAUUCGUUCCUGAGUCGACCACACGGUUCUCGAUAUUCUCAGAAGUUCGUCGGCUGCUUUCCCGUUUAGAUCAAUCAUUCGUCCUCCGUGCUGUGUACAGAGUUUUACGCCAGCCACCGCGCCGUGCGUGGUGCCCUCUGCGCGCCCAGGCGGGCACUGUCGCGCGGUGCCCUCUGCAUGUUGAGGGUAGCGCAGCUGCUGCAUGGUGGUGCACUCUGUGUGCUCGGGGUAGUACCGUCGCGUCGUACCCUCUGUUCGUCUACGGCUCCCGAUCCCAGCCGUGGCUGCUGGCGCCGCCCGACGCCCCGAACCGGCCGCGCGGAGAGGGCGCUACCGACGACAAUCCGACGAGCUGCAUCGGCGUGUGGAAAGGCUUUCUGAAGUGUGGACGUGUGCUGAUGCGGUUGAUUAAGUAGGUUCGUGUCUGUGAGGAGGGUGAUUGGUUCCACUCUAGCGCCGGUACUGUGGGGAACAGCCGUGCCGCGGUAGGUGAGUCCGGCUGUGGCCGUGCUACGGCCGUGCGCUCGCCGUGGCCGCGUGUGAUGCCGUCCGGAAGGGCCGUUACAUUGGCGAGGCGAGUGGGACGGAUUGUGUCUGGCAGAACCAACUGGAACCGUCAAUUAAGUGCAUGAAUGAGGUCACGUAUUUGCCCAGCGCCCGAUGUUUUAGCGUGGCGCUACUGCUUUAUCUCAGAAUGCAAGCUGCGUAUGUAUAGCUACGAAUAAUCUACACUGUUGGUUGCUUGCGUUAAAUGUGAUGUCGGAUAGGAUGUAAUUGUAUAUUGAAUACCAAUGCAUGAUUAUUAUUUACAUGUGCAUAUACAAAAUGUGAUCUGACCGCACGGUGGCUUAUAGCGUGUGAAGAUGGCUUGUAGGAUCAUUUGGACUGUGCAUGAUAAAUUUGUUUGGGUUCUUGGUACCAUGCCGUUCCAGCAAGGUAAUUGCAAAUAUCGACACCUUUUUUUAAACCCCACAUUUGUUCUCCGGUGAAUUUCAGACAAGUUGGUUAGAGACCUUCAAAAAAGGUACAAUCACUCGAUUUUUCUCAAGUUUGUCUGUCUUGGCAGAUAAAGCAAUACCAGAACAGGCCUACGAACACACAUAUUUGAUCAGGAUCGGACGAUUGGACACUUUUAAAAGGAGAUCUUUCGUGCCUCCCGGAAAUUCACGGGAGAGCAGAUGUGGGGUUUAAAAAAAGGUGUCGAUAUUGUUUGCCCGUAAGAAAUGUCCCGGUCGGCUGGAUCUUGUACCCUUAAUUUUAAGGCUGAGUAACACGUUCGAUAGCAUGCAUCUCAAAUGUUGAACAAUGUGACGUAUUAAAAUUGUCACGUAUGCACGAUACCAAAGGGCAUCCCUUGCGCCCUCUGUAUCGUAGGAAGUUGAUAUAUAGCAUGGUUUUGUCGUGGCGUUGCCUCCUUCCAUUUUGUAACCAUUGUUAAACCAGUGACAGCGUGGAAUGUGUUGAUGGCGAGAGAAAAAAACAAUCUGGCGGGAUGCUGACGCGGCCAUCGGUGUGUCUCCAGUGUCUUCAGACGCUGAGCUGAGCUGCGUUCGCUGAGCUCCGUUUGUAUUUGCAUUUUCUGAUGUUGACUUUAUAAUAAAAACGAAUGUGUUUCAAA